AUGGAGCAAACAGUGCUUGUACCACCAGGACCUGACAGCUUCAGCUUCUUCACCAGAGAAUCUCUUGCAGCUAUUGAAAGACGCAUUGCAGAAGAAAAGGCUAAGAAUCCCAAACCAGACAAGAAAGAUGAUCACGAACAUGGCCCAAAGCCAAAUAGUGACUUGGAAGCUGGAAAGAACCUUCCUUUUAUUUAUGGAGACAUCCCUCCAGGGAUGGUGUCAGAGCCGCUGGAGGACCUGGACCCGUACUAUAUCAAUAAAAAAACUUUUAUAGUAUUGAAUAAAGGGAAGGCCAUCUUCCGGUUCAGUGCCACCUCUGCCCUGUACAUUUUAACUCCCUUCAAUCCUCUUAGGAAAAUAGCUAUUAAGAUUUUGGUACAUUCAUUAUUCAGCAUGCUAAUUAUGUGCACUAUUUUGACGAACUGUGUGUUUAUGACAAUGAGUAACCCUCCUGACUGGACAAAGAAUGUAGAGUACACUUUCACAGGAAUAUAUACUUUUGAAUCACUUAUAAAAAUUAUUGCAAGGGGCUUCUGUUUAGAAGAUUUUACCUUCCUUCGGGACCCAUGGAACUGGCUCGACUUCACUGUCAUUACAUUUGCAUAUGUGACAGAGUUUGUGGACCUGGGCAAUGUCUCCGCCUUGAGAACAUUCAGAGUUCUCCGAGCACUGAAAACAAUUUCAGUCAUUCCAGGCCUGAAGACCAUCGUAGGGGCCCUGAUCCAGUCUGUGAAGAAGCUCUCAGAUGUCAUGAUCCUGACUGUGUUCUGUCUGAGCGUGUUUGCACUGAUUGGGCUGCAGCUCUUUAUGGGCAACCUGCGGAAUAAAUGUGUACAAUGGCCUCCCACCAAUGCUUCCCUGGAGGAACAUAGUGUAGAGAAGAAUAUAACUGUGAAUUACAAUGGCACACUUGUAAAUGAAACUCUCAUUGAGUUUGACUGGAAGUCAUAUAUUCAAGAUUCAAGAUAUCAUUAUUUUCUGGAGGGUUUUUCAGAUGCACUACUGUGUGGCAAUAGCUCAGAUGCUGGCCAAUGUCCAGAAGGAUACAUGUGUGUGAAAGCUGGUAGAAAUCCCAAUUAUGGCUACACAAGCUUCGAUACCUUCAGUUGGGCUUUUUUGUCCCUGUUUCGACUGAUGACUCAGGACUUCUGGGAAAAUCUUUACCAACUGACAUUACGUGCUGCUGGAAAAACAUACAUGAUAUUUUUUGUGCUGGUCAUUUUCUUGGGCUCAUUCUAUCUAAUAAAUUUGAUCCUGGCUGUGGUAGCCAUGGCCUAUGAGGAACAGAAUCAGGCCACCUUAGAAGAGGCAGAACAGAAAGAGGCUGAAUUUCAGCAGAUGCUUGAACAGCUUAAAAAGCAACAGGAAGCAGCUCAGCAGGCAGCGGCUGUAACUGCCUCAGUGCAUUCCAGGGACCCUAGUGCAGCAGGCAGGCUCUCAGACAGCUCCUCUGAAGCCUCCAAGUUGAGUUCCAAGAGUGCAAAGGAAAGAAGAAAUCGGAGAAAGAAAAGAAAACAGAAAGAGCAGUCUGGUGGAGAAGAGAAAGAUGACGAUGAAUUCCAUAAAUCUGAAUCCGAAGACAGCAUCAGGAGGAAAGGGUUUCGCUUCUCCAUAGAGGGGAAUCGGUUGACGUACGAAAAGAGGUACUCCUCCCCACACCAGUCUUUGUUGAGCAUCCGUGGCUCCUUAUUUUCUCCAAGGCGAAAUAGCAGAACAAGCCUUUUCAGCUUCAGAGGGCGAGCAAAGGAUGUGGGAUCAGAGAAUGACUUUGCUGAUGACGAACACAGCACCUUCGAGGAUAAUGAAAGCCGCAGAGACUCCUUAUUUGUGCCCCGACGACAUGGAGAGCGACGCAACAGUAACCUGAGUCAGACCAGUAGGUCGUCCCGGAUGCUGGCCGUGUUUCCAGCCAAUGGGAAGAUGCACAGCACUGUGGAUUGCAAUGGUGUGGUUUCCUUGGUUGGUGGACCUUCAGUUCCUACAUCACCUGUUGGACAGCUUCUACCAGAGGUGAUAAUAGAUAAGCCAGCUACUGAUGACAAUGGAACAACCACUGAAACUGAAAUGAGAAAGAGAAGGUCAAGUUCUUUUCAUGUUUCCAUGGACUUUCUAGAAGAUCCUACUCAAAGGCAAAGAGCAAUGAGCAUAGCCAGCAUUUUAACAAAUACAGUAGAAGAACUUGAAGAAUCCAGGCAGAAAUGCCCACCCUGUUGGUAUAAAUUUUCCAACAUGUUCUUAAUCUGGGACUGUUCGCCAUAUUGGUUAAAAGUGAAACAUAUUGUCAACCUGGUUGUGAUGGACCCAUUUGUUGACCUGGCCAUCACCAUCUGUAUUGUCUUAAAUACUCUGUUCAUGGCCAUGGAGCACUAUCCCAUGACGGACCAUUUCAAUAAUGUGCUUACAGUAGGAAACUUGGUUUUCACUGGGAUCUUUACAGCAGAAAUGUUUCUGAAAAUUAUUGCCAUGGAUCCUUACUAUUAUUUCCAAGAAGGCUGGAAUAUCUUUGAUGGUUUUAUUGUAACGCUUAGCCUGGUAGAACUUGGCCUGGCCAACGUGGAAGGAUUAUCAGUUCUCCGUUCAUUCCGAUUGCUUCGAGUUUUCAAGUUGGCAAAAUCUUGGCCAACGUUAAAUAUGCUAAUAAAGAUCAUUGGCAAUUCAGUGGGGGCUCUGGGAAAUCUAACCUUGGUAUUGGCCAUCAUCGUCUUCAUUUUUGCUGUGGUCGGCAUGCAACUCUUUGGUAAAAGCUACAAAGAUUGUGUCUGCAAGAUUUCCAUUGAUUGUGAACUCCCACGCUGGCACAUGAAUGACUUCUUCCACUCCUUCCUGAUUGUGUUCCGAGUGCUGUGUGGAGAGUGGAUAGAGACCAUGUGGGACUGCAUGGAGGUCGCCGGUCAAGCCAUGUGCCUUACUGUCUUCAUGAUGGUCAUGGUCAUUGGAAACCUGGUGGUCCUGAACCUCUUUUUGGCCUUGCUCCUGAGCUCAUUUAGUGCAGACAACCUUGCAGCCACUGACGAUGAUAAUGAAAUGAACAAUCUCCAAAUUGCUGUGGAUAGGAUGCACAAGGGAAUAGCUUAUGUGAAGAGAAAAAUAUAUGAAUUUAUUCAACAGUCCUUCAUUAGAAAACAAAAGAUUUUAGAUGAAAUUAAACCACUUGAUGAUCUAAACAACAAGAAAGACAGCUGUAUGUCCAAUCAUACAACAGAAAUUGGGAAAGAUCUUGACUAUCUUAAAGAUGUAAAUGGAACCACAAGUGGAAUAGGAACUGGCAGCAGUGUUGAAAAAUACAUUAUCGAUGAAAGUGAUUACAUGUCGUUCAUAAACAAUCCCAGUCUUACUGUGACUGUACCGAUUGCUGUAGGAGAGUCUGACUUUGAAAAUUUAAACACAGAGGACUUUAGUAGUGAAUCAGAUCUGGAAGAAAGCAAAGAGAAACUUAAUGAAAGCAGUAGCUCAUCCGAAGGCAGCACUGUAGACAUUGGAACACCUGCCGAGGAACAGCCUGUAGUGGAACCUGAGGAAACCCUUGAACCUGAAGCCUGUUUCACUGAAGGCUGUGUACAAAGAUUCAAAUGUUGUCAAAUUAGCGUGGAGGAAGGGAGAGGAAAACAAUGGUGGAACCUGAGAAGAACGUGUUUCCGAAUAGUUGAACAUAACUGGUUUGAGACCUUCAUUGUUUUCAUGAUUCUCCUUAGUAGUGGUGCUCUGGCAUUUGAGGAUAUAUAUAUUGAUCAGCGAAAGACGAUCAAGACAAUGUUGGAAUAUGCUGAUAAGGUUUUCACUUACAUUUUCAUUCUGGAAAUGCUUCUAAAAUGGGUGGCAUAUGGCUAUCAGACAUAUUUCACCAAUGCCUGGUGUUGGCUAGACUUCUUAAUUGUUGAUGUUUCAUUGGUCAGUUUAACAGCAAAUGCCUUGGGUUACUCAGAACUUGGUGCCAUCAAAUCUCUCAGGACACUAAGAGCUCUGAGACCUCUAAGAGCCUUAUCACGUUUUGAAGGGAUGAGGGUGGUUGUGAAUGCCCUUUUAGGAGCAAUUCCAUCCAUCAUGAAUGUGCUUCUGGUUUGUCUUAUAUUCUGGCUAAUUUUCAGCAUCAUGGGCGUAAAUUUGUUUGCUGGCAAAUUCUACCACUGUGUUAACACCACAACUGGUGACAUGUUUGACAUCAGCGAAGUGAAUAAUCAUUCUGAUUGCCUAAUACUAAUAGAAAGAAAUGAGACUGCCCGAUGGAAAAAUGUGAAAGUAAACUUUGAUAAUGUAGGAUUUGGGUAUCUCUCUUUGCUUCAAGUUGCCACAUUUAAGGGAUGGAUGAAUAUAAUGUAUGCAGCAGUUGAUUCCAGAAAUGUGGAACUCCAGCCUAAGUAUGAGGAAAGUCUAUACAUGUAUCUUUACUUUGUUAUUUUCAUCAUCUUUGGGUCCUUCUUCACCUUGAACCUGUUUAUUGGUGUCAUCAUAGAUAAUUUCAACCAGCAAAAGAAGAAGUUUGGAGGUCAAGACAUCUUUAUGACAGAAGAACAGAAGAAAUACUAUAAUGCAAUGAAAAAAUUAGGAUCAAAAAAGCCUCAAAAGCCUAUACCUCGACCAAGGAACAAAUUUCAAGGAAUGGUCUUUGACUUCGUAACCAGACAAGUUUUUGACAUAAGCAUCAUGAUUCUCAUCUGUCUCAACAUGGUCACAAUGAUGGUGGAAACUGACGAUCAGAGUGAAUAUGUGACUAACAUUUUGUCACGUAUCAACCUGGUGUUCAUUGUGCUGUUCACUGGAGAAUGUGUGCUGAAGCUCGUCUCCCUCCGCCAUUAUUAUUUUACCAUAGGCUGGAAUAUUUUUGAUUUUGUGGUUGUCAUUCUCUCCAUUGUAGGUAUGUUUCUGGCUGAGCUGAUAGAGAAAUAUUUUGUGUCCCCUACCCUGUUCCGAGUGAUCCGUCUUGCCAGGAUUGGCCGAAUCCUGCGUCUGAUUAAAGGGGCCAAGGGGAUCCGCACGCUGCUCUUUGCUUUGAUGAUGUCCCUUCCUGCGUUGUUUAACAUCGGCCUCCUGCUCUUCCUGGUCAUGUUCAUCUACGCCAUCUUUGGAAUGUCCAACUUCGCCUAUGUUAAGAGGGAGGUUGGAAUUGAUGACAUGUUCAACUUUGAGACCUUUGGCAACAGCAUGAUCUGCCUGUUCCAGAUUACCACCUCUGGUGGCUGGGAUGGAUUGCUAGCACCUAUUCUCAACAGUAAACCACCCGAUUGUGACCCUAAUAAAGUUAACCCUGGCAGCUCAGUUAAGGGAGACUGUGGGAACCCAUCUGUGGGGAUCUUCUUUUUUGUCAGUUACAUCAUCAUAUCAUUUCUGGUCGUGGUGAACAUGUACAUUGCUGUCAUCCUGGAGAACUUCAGUGUUGCUACUGAAGAAAGUGCAGAGCCCCUGAGCGAGGAUGACUUUGAGAUGUUCUACGAGGUUUGGGAGAAGUUUGAUCCCAAUGCCACCCAGUUCAUGGAAUUUGAAAAACUCUCUCAGUUUGCAGCUGCUCUUGAACCUCCCCUCAAUUUGCCACAACCGAACAAAAUCCAGCUCAUUGCCAUGGAUCUGCCCAUGGUCAGUGGGGACCGGAUCCACUGUCUUGACAUCUUAUUUGCUUUUACGAAGCGGGUUCUGGGGGAGAGUGGAGAGAUGGAUGCUCUCCGAAUACAGAUGGAAGAGCGAUUCAUGGCUUCCAACCCAUCAAAGGUCUCCUAUCAGCCAAUAACUACGACUUUAAAACGAAAACAAGAGGAGGUGUCUGCUGUUAUUAUUCAGCGUGCGUACAGGCGCCACCUUUUAAAGCGAACUGUAAAGCAAGCCUCAUUUACAUAUAACAAAAAUAAAAUCAAAGGUGGGGCUAAUCUUCUUAUAAAAGAAGACAUGGUAAUUGACAGAAUACAUGAAAACUCAGUUACAGAAAAAACUGAUCUGACCAUGUCCACAGCAGCUUGUCCACCCUCCUACGAUCGGGUAACAAAGCCAAUCGUGGAAAAACACGAGCAAGAAGGCAAAGAUGAGAAAGCCAAAGGGAAAUAA
This is a messenger RNA of Balaenoptera ricei (Rice's whale), 6030 nucleotides long. Its product is annotated as sodium channel protein type 1 subunit alpha. Gene Ontology annotation, biological process: membrane depolarization during action potential; neuronal action potential; sodium ion transmembrane transport. Gene Ontology annotation, cellular component: voltage-gated sodium channel complex; plasma membrane; axon. Bases 1 to 6030 code for a protein of 2009 amino acids. The transcript is spliced from 26 exons. The record is from RefSeq and is a predicted model, not a curated record. Gene Ontology annotation, molecular function: voltage-gated sodium channel activity. NCBI's taxonomy places the organism in Eukaryota, Metazoa, Chordata, Mammalia, Artiodactyla, Balaenopteridae.